AUGGAGCCAAAUCUCAAACUCAAAAGGGACGAGGGUGACAUCUUCAAUGAUCCUACACUGUAUCGUCAACUUGUCGGCAAACUUCUAUAUCUCACGCACACAAGACCAAAUUUCACCCAUAAUGUGCACUUAUUAAGUCAGUUUAUGGAGACACCGAGGAUUCCUAACUACAAUGCAAUUCUCAAGGUUCUACGAUAUUUGAAAGGGACACCAGGUCAGGGACUAUUUUUUCCUGUUGAUUCACAAUUAAAUCUCACAGCUUAUUUAGAUGCAAGUUUGGUGGAUUGCCCAGAUACAAGACUGUCAACUACCAGAUUCUAUGUAUUCAUAGGAAAAUCCCUAGUUUCAUGGAAAUCAAAAAAACAAACUACCGUCUCUAGAUCGUCUGCAGAAUCUGAGUACAGGUCGAUAGCAUCUGUGGUAUGCAAGCUGACUUGGCUACGUUACCUUCUUUCCGAUUUGCAUGUUAAUAUUUCUGGACCUGGCACACUGUUUUGUGACAAUUUAACACCCCAUUCAUAUAGCUGCGAAUCCCAUUUUUCAUGA
This is a messenger RNA of Carya illinoinensis, 546 nucleotides long. RefSeq lists its product as uncharacterized. The transcript has a single exon. The record is from RefSeq and is a predicted model, not a curated record. NCBI's taxonomy places the organism in Eukaryota, Viridiplantae, Streptophyta, Magnoliopsida, Fagales, Juglandaceae. The coding region runs from base 1 to 546 and encodes 181 amino acids.